GAAUUCCCAGCCAAUCGCCUUUCGAAGAGGCGGAGCUGCUCCGCAAGGUCGAAUCAGUGGCUCCAGUGCUUUCCUCGCCACCAGCCAAUGAGAGGAAAUGGAACGCCUCUUGGGGGCGUGGCUGUGGGCCGCGGCGCGUCCGUUGCCAAGGCGACCGGUGGAAGGAGGCGCUCGAGGCGGGCAGGGAUCUCCCGGGGCUCAUGGCCCACCGGCGCCUGGCGGAGGCGCUGCAGGUCUCGCGGGACUUGGUGGUGAGCGGGUGCGGCAAGGACGGGGUGUGGCCAGCCGAAGGGGACUCCUGCUGCCCCAGCAGCCUGGCCUGCCUGCGGCAAGUGCCCCUUGGCAAGGAUGCACAUGGAAUCUACAGCCUCUGCUUUGCCCCGGGUGGUGGGCAGCUGGCAGUCGGCUUUGGCAACGGCUCUGUGCAGCUGGUGGAUGCUGCCAGGGGCUUGCCCGGCCCCUCCUUGUUCCCGGGGCACCGCACACGGCAAGCGGUCACUGCCCUGAAGUUCCAUCGGGCGAAGCCGGGCCUGUUGCUGGCUGCCGGGGCAGAUGGCACCAUCUCCACCUACGACCUGAUCUCAUACUACCCUCUGGCUUCCUGGACAGAGACGGAGAACGAGAUCAAUGCCAUGGACUUCUGCCGGGACGGAAGCUCCUUUGCCACAGCAGGCAAAGAUCGCCACAUCCGACUCUACGACAGCCACACCAACCAGCUCUUUCACAUCAUGCGUGCCCCAGAUUUCAUGGCCGGGGAUGAGUUCACACCCCUCAGCGGACACUCGCGGCGGAUCUUCGCCUUGCGCUUCCACCCCACAGAGCUGCAUCUCUUUCUGACGGGUGGCUGGGAUAAUUCUGUCAAGGUGUGGGACAAGCGGGUGUCCAAAGGUGCAAGGAGUGUGAUCAAUGGGCCUCACAUCUGUGGCCCCGGGAUUGAUGUGAAGGGAGACCAGGUCCUGACUGGCUCGUGGGUGCCCCGCCAUGCCCUCCAGCUCUGGGACCUGCGCCUCUCUCGCCUGUGGCAAACCCUGCCCUUCCCCUGCAGCCCCACACAGGGCGAGUUCCUCUACUCAGCCCAGUUUUGCAUGGGGGACGUGGUGCUGGCUGGCGGCAGCGGGACCAGUGGGGCGAGCGCCAUCCACACGGGCACAGGCCAGGUGGUCGGGGAGAUUCUGCUGCCCAACAAGCCCGUCCAUGUGGUGGCCUCUGCCCCCGGAGGCCAGGCUGUGGCUGUGGCUGGGGCAGGGGGCAACCUUCACUUGGCAGAGCUGCACUGAGCCCUGGAAGGAAGAGGCAGAGCAUCCUGUAGAUGCCCAGCCCUGGAGUUCAGGGGCAGGGAAGCCGUCAGCCCCACACUGGCCACGCCCAGGGCGGCAGAGCCAAGCUGCUGCCUCUUGCCACGGGGCGAUUUGGAUGGGUAGGGGUGCCACCCCUUUCCCCUCCCUGCCCUGCCCAGGCCCCCUGCCCUCUCUGCCUCAGUUUCCCUUGUUUGUUCUGCCUGAGGAGGGGGCUCCGCCUGGACCAGGGAGUGCCUGGAGCAGAGGCUCUUCCCUCCUUUGGAUCUGUGCAAUAAAAGCUUCUUGCAUCUGGAGAAGUGGCUUGCAGGGUCUGCUUCAAGGGUGGGUCGAGUGGACGGGACCCACAGCAAGGCUGGAGCAGGAGUGGGGGUGAGGUGCUUGCCUUAGCUGACAGGGAGGGGUUGGCCAGCCAGCCACAGGUUGGCUUAACUUUUUGAGGACCCCGAAGCGCACGUGGCGAAGUGUGUACGGCAGAAUCCUGGCAAGACGUGAUCCCCCCAAUCCUGCUCAGAGCCACCACCAAUUCAUUUGUUGUAGAGCCAGCUGCUUUGACCAGCGCCUGGAAGCAGCUGCUGCCUCUGCACUUCUGAGUUCACAAGGCUUUGUUUUGUGGCGCAUGAAAAAACUGAGUCUGCCAUCUUUCUGCGGUGGCCCAGCAGCCCUCCUCACCACCCUCCUCUGGGAUGGCAGACGGGGCUCCAUGAGACCCCCUAGCCCAGGAGAGAGAGCCACAUGGCGCUGCCUCCCAGGUCAGAGGUGUCUGGGGGGCCUGUGCAGGCAGGGGCGGCUCCCGUCAGGCAGUGGGGUGCUGGGCGAAAAGCGCCUGCCAGCAUCUAGUUAGUGGCUAAAAUGUUUCUCUGCUUUCCAAGUCUCUUUGGAGUGGGGGGGGCAGGGGUCCCUCUCCCACCAACCGCAAAGCUCCCUGGAUAUGUCCUCUUGGCACCACCUUUUGGGGGGUGCUCCCCUCAACCCAGAAGGCAAACACCUCUGCAAAGGGAUUUGGAUGGGUGUUCAUUUCCUGGGCUUUUGGGGUGGGGGUUGUCCCCAGUUGGGCAUUCCAGCAAAGAGGGGAUGCCCCUUUUCCUGCUUCCAACAGGAGGGAGGCAGUUGGAGCUCCCCUGGCCCAGCUUAUUUUGACACUUCCUCGCUGUUGGAGCCACUGAAGCAUUAUGGGGUGGUGGCUCUGCUGUCAGAAGCAGGGUCUGGGACUCCCAAGGCAGGAGGUGAGCUGCUGGGAAGGGGCUUGGGGUCUUUGAGUGCCAGUUAGGAAGGAGGGGGUCCCUUGGUACUGCUGUGGUGCUUUCUGGGUGUCCCUCAGGCAGGGUCUCCAGCAAAUGGUUCUGGGGAAGCAGUCCUGGCCAGGCUCACCUGCCUUGGGGUGGAGAAAUGGCCGCUGCCCAGCCAGAUUCGUGCAUAUGGAUUUAUUUUUAACAUUUGGAUCCUGCCUUGCAGUCCCAGGGAACCCUCAACCCAACUCACAGAGUAACGUCAAGCUCAGGUCCUGCCAGGCCACCAAACCGUCCCUUGCCCAAU
Zootoca vivipara (common lizard) is the source of this 2831-nucleotide messenger RNA. RefSeq lists its product as uncharacterized. NCBI's taxonomy places the organism in Eukaryota, Metazoa, Chordata, Lepidosauria, Squamata, Lacertidae. The record is from RefSeq and is a predicted model, not a curated record. Gene Ontology annotation, molecular function: protein binding.